CAUCAUGAUCAUCAUCAUCAGCAGCAUUCAGAGUUCAGAAUCCCGAUUGUCGGUUCGUCACCUCUUUUUCUCGGAACUGGGGAGUUUUUUGAACGACACAGUUUCAUUCUCGAUCAUCAGCGUACCUGCUCCACCUAAGUGGAUGGAAGAGGCCGCUAAAGCCCUGGAAAAAUGCGAACUAGAAAUUAUGAAUCAUCAUAAGCUGAAGCACGAUGCUCUGUUGUGAUCCACAAGAUAGAUGAGGACACCUCCAAUUGCACCGUGUGCUUCGCCAGAGUUAACUCCUCUCAGAAAGCCGUCUUCGCCUCGAGCCGAACUAUUUUCUUAAGUUCACUAUCUUGACUGAGGCGACGAGAUUGUCUAGAAAUCCAUCGAAGAAGAGCAGCAGCCCAGUCGAGCACAAACCAAUAUUGAAACCAGUCAAUGCAUCUUCUUCUUUGACUGACAGACAAGGCAUGUGAAUCCGUGUGAAUCCGUGUUUGACUUAUCCAACCAAUGGCGAUAUUUGAGCAGCUCAGGCUAUUUCUGUUCUCAAGAUUGGCGAACUUCAAGUGAACCCGAAUCUCCCAGUCAGUCAGGAGUUUAACUAAUUGCCGACAUGUCCAACUUUGUGCUCGAUUCGGCGGGCAGUGAUUCCACGAAGGAGAACUACAGCAAAGUGGUGCUCAAAAAGGAGAUGAUCAUGUCCGUGGCGGAACAAGAAACCAGGGAUAUUUCCUCUAUGAGUCUGGUGAAGAAGCGCAUCUCAGAAAUGUCCCAAGGGAGGUCACCUGGCCACCAUGGCCCAACGGUGUGCACAACGAAAAUUCCCAGUCUGGGCAAUCGACCCCUGGAGAGACCUCACCCACCACAACACAUCUUCUACGCGCCCAAACCCUAUUACAAUGCCACUAGCCAGCAUAAAAUGGCUAGAUUAGAAGAGUGUGUGUCCAAUGAACCCAACGAGCCACCCACGCCGGAAGUUCCUCCCAGAAGAUCCAGUCAAUCUCAUGGAGCCAGUCCCAAGCCCAAGUUACCUCCGAAACCUCGAAAUCUUGCAAUGAAAGGAGCCCAAGAAAGCGGCGCAAGUGGCACUGUCAACGACGGCCGUCACUGCGCAGAUUCAGUUUUGGCUCGACCGGCCGAGAUUCGGGAUGAGGACCAACCUUGGCCUUUACCCAAGCGAUUCCAAUCAAAAUCCAUUAGCUACCCCUAUGUAACUAGUCUUCAGUCCAUGGACAAGGCCGAUCUCUUGGAGAGGCGAAGGUCUUGUUCAGAGUUUCAAGAUCUCAUCCAAAAGAAGGGGGAAAUUCGAGACAGAAUUCUGUCCAAGAUUCAAUUGCUUCGGGAUGAGCGGGAUCUCAUUGUGGAGGAGAAACGAAACAAUGAUCAAAUGGGCCAAGCCAUCCUUGAUGAAUUAGAAUCGGUCGCCAAUUCCACCGAGGUCGAUCGAGUCUACAAAUUCUUACAGGAAGUGGAGCAGAUCACCAAACUGAGGGUCGGCCUCCAGAUUCGCCUAAGUCGGGCCCAGAAGCUUCUCCAAAGAAGAGAUAUUACCCCUAAGGAAAAGGAAGCACUCGAGUUCAAAAUCGCGAGGCUGACUGAGCAAAUCCGAGAGGCUGACGACCUUCAAGGUCACACCAACCGACGCAGAAGCGCCAUCGAGGCCAUUCUCCAGAAGUAUAACUUUCAGAACAAAAACUACGAAGAGGAUGAGGGCGAUCUGUUCACUCGGUUUCUGGAUUUCUUGCAAACCCUCGUGUCAAAAAUCACCGAACAAAAGGAGAUGGACCAACGUGUCCAAGAAGGCGAGGAGCAGAUUGUAGCAUUAAAUGAUAGCAAUAACUCCUUCAACAACUCGUCCUUGUCAGAGCAAUAAUUAUGUGGUCAGUCCAAGGCUUCGAAUACAACACAUAUAGUAUUUACGAAAACAGCUGUUGUGUCUGUCUACCUUCUUGAGAGAAAUGUUGUGACCGGCUCAGAAAUUGGUUUCAAGGUUUAAAUUUUUGGCGAAUAUUGAUCUCGAAAAAAAUUGGACCCGCUUUGGCUGAAGCUUA
Tigriopus californicus is the source of this 2036-nucleotide messenger RNA. RefSeq lists its product as uncharacterized. Bases 599 to 1858 code for a protein of 419 amino acids. The transcript has 7 exons. The record is from RefSeq and is a predicted model, not a curated record. Lineage: Eukaryota; Metazoa; Arthropoda; Copepoda; Harpacticoida; Harpacticidae.